Anneissia japonica is the source of this 5339-nucleotide messenger RNA. Its product is annotated as MAM and LDL-receptor class A domain-containing protein 1-like. Bases 281 to 3640 code for a protein of 1119 amino acids. The transcript is spliced from 19 exons. Lineage: Eukaryota; Metazoa; Echinodermata; Crinoidea; Comatulida; Comatulidae. The record is from RefSeq and is a predicted model, not a curated record. Gene Ontology annotation, cellular component: membrane.
UGAGCGUCAGACUUUCUGUCGCGUCUCACAGCGCUAUAACCAUUGAUUUUGAUUUUAUUGGGUGUGACGGAAGGUUGUAGCUAAGUAUCAGAAAUGCUGAUAACGUCUGUUUUGGUCUCAGGAUUCACUCCAUACAACUCUGGCUCAUCUUACAACUUCUUCAGUGUUAACAACUUGGGCUGACUCAAAUAUAGCUGAAACUCCGGCUGAUGUCACAACCGAACAACGUUACUCGACGGAGAAAGACGUCACAACAACACAUGAUGCAACCACUUAUCACAUGAUUACUGAGAAAAAAACAGACUCAACAACAGAACCACUUCAUACAACUACAACUAAUAUUACAACCUCUGAAAUUACGUCACAGCCAAUAACUAAGCAACCAUACUCAAAAGAAGACUUUACAACAUCGUUUGAAAUAACAACGACUAAAAGUAGCACUAGCGCAACAGCUUUAUUUGAAGUAAUCAGUCGUUCUGAUUCAACAACAUCGACGGAUUUAAAAAUAGCAACUAACUUCCAAUAUGACUGGGGAGGUUGGCAUCAAGAAACUGGUGACAAUUUCAAUUGGACAAGAAAAAACGGUUCCACACCAUCGACUGGCACUGGACCAACUAACGGUCAUUCAGGUUAUAGCCAGGAUUAUUAUGCUUAUAUUGAAACUUCGAAUCCUGUAUCUAGUGAAAUGUCGGCUCGUCUACGGAGUCCAUUGCUACCAUUGGCGCAACGUUACAGUUUGGAGUUUUACUACCAUAUGUACGGAGCCAAAAUGGGAACACUCAGGGUUUACAGAAAAUCCAUCUACGGUUAUAGUCCUAGGCAUACUUCUCUAUGGUCAAGAUCUGGUAACCAAGGGAAUUCGUGGCAUUAUGCCAAAGUAUACUUCCAGCGUGAUGGAAAUGGCGACAAUUACAUCGUAUUCGAAGCGUCUGACGGAAUAUCAUAUACAGGGGACAUAGCAAUUGAUGACAUACUCAUCAGUGUCGAAGGUAGCACUCCAUGGCCACCAACUUCGAUGGAAGUAACCGGUCGUUCUGAUUUAACAGCAUCGAUGGACUCAAAUAUAGUAACUAACUUCCAAUAUGGUUGGGGAGGUUGGUAUCAAGAUUCUUAUGACGAUUUCGAUUGGACACGGAUAUACGGUUCCACACCAUCAACUGGCACUGGACCAACAAGCGGUCACUCAGGUUAUAGCCAGGAUUAUUAUGCAUACAUUGAAACUACCUCUCUAUUUGCUGGAGCGUCAGCGAUUCUACGGAGUCCAUUGCUACCAUUCGCGCAAAAUUACAGUUUAGAGUUUUACUACCACAUGUACGGAUCUGGAAUAGGAAGACUUCAAGUUUUUAGAAAAUCCACCAACGGCUAUAGUUAUCUAUGGUCAAGAUCUGGUAACCAAGGGAAUUCGUGGCAUUACGCCAAAAUACAAUUCCAGCGUUAUGGAAAUAGCGACAACUAUAUCGCAUUCGAAGGCAUUGACGGAACGUCAUUUACAGGGGACAUAGCAAUUGAUGACAUACUCAUCAGUGUCGUAGGUAGCACGGGUGCAACAACUUCUAUUGAAGUAACCAGUCAUUCUGAUUCAACAGCAUCGACGGACUCAAAUAUAGUAACUAACUUCCAAUAUGGUUGGGGAGGUUGGUAUCAAGAAUCUAGUGACGAUUUCGAUUGGACACGGAAAUACGGUUCCACAUCAUCAAUUGGCACUGGACCAACAAGCGGUCACUCAGGUUAUAGUCGUGAUUAUUAUGCAUACAUUGAAACUACUUCUAUAUUUGCUGGAGCGUCAGCGAUUCUACGGAGUCCAUUACUACCAUUGGCGCAAAAUUACAGUUUAGAGUUUUACUACCAUAUGUAUGGAGCUAAAAUGGGAACACUUAACGUUUUUAGAAAAUCCACCAACGGCUAUAGUUAUCUAUGGUCAAGAUCUGGUAACCAAGGGAAUUCAUGGCAUUACGCCAAAAUACAAUUCCAGCGUUAUGGAAAUAGCGACAACUAUAUCGCAUUCGAAGGUAUUGACGGAACGUCAUUUACAGGGGACAUAGCAAUUGAUGACAUACUCAUCAGUGUCGAAGUAACUAACUUCCAAAAUGAUUGGGGAGGUUGGCAUCAAGAAUUUGGUGACGAUUUCGAUUGGACACGAAUAUACGGUUUCACGAAAUCGACUGGCACUGGACCAACAAACGGUCACUCAGGUUAUAGCCUGGAUUACUAUAUUUAUAUUGAAACUUCGGAUCCUAUAUCUACUGGAAUGUCAGCUCGUCUACAGAGUCCAUUGCUACCACUGGCGAAAAGUUACAGUUUGGAGUUUUACUACCAUAUGUACGGAUCUAAAAUGGGAACACUUAACGUUUACAGAAAAUCCACCAACGGCUAUGACAUUAUAUGGUCACGAUCUGGUAAUCAAUGGAAUUCGUGGCAUUACGCCAAAGUACAAUUCCAGAGUUAUGGAUACAGUGGUACCUACAUCGUAUUCGAAGGCAUUGAUGGAACCUCAUUUACAAGUGACAUUGCAAUUGAUGACAUCAGCAUAUUUGUAGAAGAUUCACUCUAUACAAUUCUGCCUGAUCUCACAACUUCUUCAGAGUCAACAACAUCGGCUGACUCAAAUAUAGAUGUCGUAUGCGGUGACAACUCCAUGACCAUAUAUGUACGAAAUUCGAUCGUAUCUAAUUCCACAACGCCACAUUUGCUUGACCAAUCCUGUGUCCCGUACGGAUAUGUAACCAGGAAUGGUAUAAUUUGGAUGUAUUUUAUGACGCAGUACGAUCAAUGUGGUACAUACCUUACAUCAUCCAUUGAGGAUUACACUUACCACAAUGAGUUGACAUUUCAACAUGUUGAUGAAAAGUAUCAUACCUACCACGAAAACAGUAAUAAGAUUGCCGUUCGAUGUCGUUUCGAGAAUACCGCCGAAUUAUCACUAAGCUUCAUUACUCACGAAGUGGUGAAAGUAUCCAGCAAGGAAAGCUAUGGCAAUCUUACGUUUCAACUGCAAUUGUACACGGAUGAACAUUUUACACAACCAAUACCGACGUGGCGUUAUCCAGUUACAUUAGAUAUUGGCACCAGGGUGUAUGUUGGCGCUAAAGUCAAAGCGUUCUCUACAGAGAUGACACUUUUUAUCGAUUCCUUCAUUGCAUCCCCAACACAAGAAGCAGAUGCAGCACCCAAUUUUAAGUUAAUUGAUCAGCGGUGCUCAUUGGACGACCCAUCAUUAAUUUUUCAUUCCUUGGGAGUGGUCGGCAAAUCGGGAAAAAAUGUGUUGUUUUCGUUCAAUACAUUUGGAUUCGUUGGAUAUUCGAGGGUAUUUCUGCACUGUAACAUGUCAGUAUGUAAUUCUACUGACUGGCGAUGCUCCUCUGAUUGUAGCCAGCGUAUAAAACGAAGUGCUGAUAACACGGACGUAAAACGCGAAACAUACCCGGUCAUGCUUGGUCCAAUAAUACUUAAACAUAAUGAUGACGUGUCUUUUGAUCAGUUAGAUAAAUCGACCAGGAAGACGAGCACAGGAGGGAAUGUCAUGAUGUUAGUUGGUGUGAUGACGUUUUUAGUGGGAUGUGUAUCGUUGGCACGAAGCAUAAAAAAUCAUAAAAGCAGCUUAGGGUACAAACCGCUGAUUGGCGGCGAGCAAGAAAUUUAAAAUGUUUCCCCUUAUGCUUAGCUAGGCUAUAUGUUCGCUCCCGACAGACAGGACCUAAUCUGUUCUCGCUACUGCUUUAACAACUUUAAUUCUUAAUAAUUAAUUAUUUGCACAAUUUUUCUCACUUUAGUUUUUACUUUAUCGUUUAGUUUUUAUAUUUGAUUAUAAAUUAGUAAUGCACCUAGUUUUUUUAUUUUUAUUUUUUUCAGGUAGGCCAGUUAUUACUGAAAGGUCCACUGAUUAAUCUCAGAUAGUGUAGUCAAAGUUGUUUAAGUUGACAAUGAUGUUUUGUUUAAUUUUGUUGAAUAUUUUCGGGAGUCACAUUUUCUUCUGUUGAUUGUGGGGUUUCCCACUUUAGCUGCUUCUGCGUAUUUCAAUGAUUAACUUAAUUUUGAAAAUGCUUUUGUGUACAGUCGAUACAGCAAAUUGUGUUUAUCUACUUUUUCUUGUGCUUUUGAUCGGCAUGUUCUAUGGAUUUGAAAUUCUGAAAUAAAAGAUGAAUGAAUGAAUAAGUAUAAUACAUAGGCCUACUCCAAGUAUCGAAAUGCAGGCCGUCUUGUUGGGAUUCAACAUUUCGACAUUAUUAUGUUAUCAUCAUUGAUGAAGACCAUGUCGAAAUAUUGAAUUCCAACACGAUGGACAAAAUUAAUGUCGAAAUAUUGUGUGCAUUUCACUACAUGGAGUAAGUAUUAUACUAUCUUACCUAAUUAUUAGUUAUUUGGUUUUGCUCUGGCCUAUUAAUGCAACGCACUAGUGUUUUUUAAGGUUUUAAAAUAAUUAAAUAAUAAUGAACUGUGAAUUCAGUUUAUGAUAAAAUACAUGAAAUUUUACGCUUCUUUUAAAGAACAGAAAUUCACAAUAAAAUGAAUCAAUGCAUAAUUGAUCUAUUAUUUCACUUGUUUCAUUUGUCAUACAGUACUGUAGUAUAUAAACCUCUGUCCACGCACUGACAUUUUAUGACAAAUAACUGUGAUGUGCCAAUAUUUGGGUGUAAUAUGAUAUCAUCAUGCCCAUAUAUGGGCACACCACACGAAUUUGUCACAUAUAAUAUGUAAUAGUGUGGACAGAGCUUUAGACUGUACAUAAUAGCAGACCCACACACCUAAAUGUAUAAGAAUAGUAGUCAGCACGACUGUUAAGUAAAAAAGUUCAGCCUGAUGACUCAAUAAAUGCACCUCCUCGGCUGCUGAGAGAUAUGAGCACCAUCUUCCCAGUUGCGCUUGUUUGUUCCAGAUUUGCUCCAGUCUCAAUCGAGUUAUGUGCAUAUAAAACGAACACACGCAACUAAAAAAAAUGACAAAAAAGUAUUCUAUAUGUUUUUUCUUCUUUAUUUCUUCUUUUCCAUUGCGUAUUGUUUGUGUUUGUCAUAAAACGAACACACCCAACAACAAAAAAAUAACAAAAAGUAUUGUAUAUGCUUUUUCUUCUUUAUUUCUUUUUUCUCAUUGCGUGUGUUUGUCCCACAUGCACCACCCUGAUUGACACCUGAGCACAUUUUUAACACGCGCAAAUGGAAAGCAUAAAAUAUAAAUUACUUUACGAAUACUAUAUAUCACUGGAAGAUCAAUUAUCCACAUCAUUGAGAAAAAGAAAAUCGGGUUUGAAAACAAUCAUAUUUUGUCAAUUUUUAUUGAAACAGUAUACGGGUAUAUGGGUAACAGACAGAAAGACCAGUUAUUAUGAAGGCUGAUUUUCACAA